AUGAAGGGCACGUUGCAGAAGGUCGAAACAGAAGAAGACAUUCAGCGUCUCGCUCCGCACAAUGCGGAAGCGGAACGUCAGCUUCUGGGUGCGAUUCUCGUCAACAACGAAACCUUUUAUCGGGUCUCCGACUUUUUGGAGCCACUUCAUUUUUUCGUGCCAUCGCAUCACGACAUCUACGAAAAGAUCAGCCACCUGAUUCGGGCCGGCAAGACGGCUUCUCCAAUCACGCUGAAAACCUUCUAUCCCGCAGACGCAAAGAUAGCGGACCUGUCCGCGACGCAGUUUCUGCUGCGUCUUGCCGGUGAUGCGGCCUCGAUCAUCAACGCGGAAGACUACGGACGAACCAUCUAUGACCUCGCCAUUCGCAGGAACCUCAUCCGGAUUGGCGAAGACAUGGUCAAUAUCGCUUUUGAUGCCCCGAUAGAUGUGCCACCGGGUCAGCAAAUCGACGAUGCUGAACGCAGGCUGUUUGAACUUGCCGAAACCGGCCGCAGCGAGGGUGGUUUCGUAGCUUUUGGCGAUGCGCUUACCGAAACAAUCGAAAUGGCGCAUGCCGCCUACAAUCGUGAAGGUGCCCUUUCGGGAACGUCCACCGGCCUGAGGGAGCUGGACAAACUCAUGGGCGGGUUGCAGCAAUCCGAUCUGAUCGUUCUUGCCGGUCGUCCGGCAAUGGGGAAAACCUCGCUUGCCACAAACAUCGCCUACAACAUCGCACAGGCGUUCAAAUCGGAAGAACAACAGGAUGGUUCGGUCAAGACUGUCAAUGGCGGCGUGGUCGGCUUCUUCUCACUCGAAAUGUCCGCAGAGCAGCUCGCGACCCGUAUAAUUUCCGAACAGGCGGAGAUCUCGUCUUCCAAGAUCCGUCGUGGGGACAUUACGGAAGCAGAAUUUGAAAAACUUGCCGCGUGUGCCCAGACAAUGCAGUCAGUGCCACUGCAUGUUGACCAAACGGGCGGUAUCUCCAUCGCUUCCCUGGUGGCGAAGGCACGCAGGCUGAAACGCCAGCGCGGCCUCGACCUGCUUGUGGUCGACUAUAUCCAGUUGUUGUCGGGGUCCGCCAAGAACACAGGCAACCGGGUGCAGGAGAUCACCGAAAUCACUACCGGCCUGAAAGCACUGGCCAAGGAACUCAACGUUCCGAUCAUUGCGCUUUCUCAGCUGUCCCGCCAGGUCGAAUCUCGUGACGACAAACGCCCAAUGAUGUCUGAUCUUCGCGAAUCGGGAUCCAUCGAGCAGGAUGCCGACGUGAUCCUGUUCGUUUACAGGGAAGAAUAUUACCUUUCCAAGACCGAGCCCGAGAUCGGGUCACCUGAAUAUGCAGCUUGGGAAUCCAAGCACGAGGCUGCAAGAGGCAAGGCAGAAGUGAUCAUCGCCAAGCAGCGACACGGUCCUACGGGGACGGCGAAUCUCCACUUCCAGGGCGAGUUCACCCGGUUCUCCGAUCUGGCUGAGGAUGACCAUCUGCCGGAGCGCUACGAAUAG
Molecule: messenger RNA, 1485 nt
Organism: Effrenium voratum
Lineage: Eukaryota; Dinophyceae; Suessiales; Symbiodiniaceae
Source: the annotation of a GenBank genome assembly